AUGUCUUUCCUCCUACGGCCAGAAGUGCUAGGCACACUGGGCGCAACAUACCUCCUAACCGUCUUCUACCUCCGCAACUCCCGCAAACACCAAAAACACAUCCAAUACAACCCCAAACCCCUCUCUUCCAUCACCCUCGCCCAAGCCCAAGAAAUCCAACUCUACAUUUUCGAACUCGAGUUUCCCUUUCUCGCCCAAAAAGCUUUGGAAUUCGCAUUAUUCCGCACCUAUGGCAUUCCCUCGAUUUCUUCUUUGCUCAUGCAAACAAAGCAGUUGAGCACUGCAAAACACGCCUCGAAGCGCAUGACAGAUACUUCGGUACUCAUGCUUGAAAUCAUAAAGAAUGCGCCUGCGAGUGCUAGAUCCAGCGAGGCUUUGGCGCGAACGAAUUUUCUGCACUCGCUGUAUGGAAGCAAAAUUUCUAAUGACGAUUUAUUGUAUACGUUGAGUUUGUUUUUGCUUGAGCCGAUACGCUGGAUCAAUGAACACGAGUGGAGGGAAUUGACAGAGAUGGAAGCGGCAGCUAUGGGGCUGUUUUGGUUGAAGGUUGGGCAGGGUAUGAAGAUUGAUUUUUCCUGCUUGCCUGGCGGAAAGAAGGGAUGGGAGCAUGGAGGUGUGUUUGCUGAGGAGUUGAAGGCUUGGGUGGAAGAGUAUGAGGAGAAAUACAUGGUGCCUGCGGAGAGCAACAAGCAGACUGCGGAUUGUACGACUGAGAUGCUGUUGUAUCCUGUUCCGGUGGCGUUCAAGGAUGCUGGGAGGAAGGUGAUUAGUGCGUUGAUGGAUACGAGGUUGAGGAGGGCUAUGCUAUACCCAGACCCGCCGGCAAUGUUGCAGUGGCUAGUCGACACAGGACUCACUGCUCGCAAACUAGUGCUUCGACACUUGACUCUACCCAGACCAGACGCUUCACGCAAACAGAUCAUCGCCGACGAUAUCAACUCCCAUGGCAAGAUCUACAAACUGAUCUGGGACACAGAGCCCUGGUACGUCGAGCCAACAUUCGUAAAUCGCUGGUGUCUGCAAUCGUGGUUAGAUUGGUCGGCAGGCAGACCCAUCCCCGGCGAUGAGGGAGACAAGUACUUCCCCCAGGGCUUCAAGUCUUCAGUCAUGGGUCCGGCGUUUUUGGCUGGCAAAGGAUUGGAACAAGCGGAGAAAGAUGAAGAGCAGAUCCAACACAUCAUGAGACCUGAUGUGACGAUAGCUGGCUAG
This is a messenger RNA of Aureobasidium namibiae CBS 147.97, 1209 nucleotides long. RefSeq lists its product as uncharacterized. The record is from RefSeq and is a predicted model, not a curated record. NCBI's taxonomy places the organism in Eukaryota, Fungi, Ascomycota, Dothideomycetes, Dothideales, Saccotheciaceae. Gene Ontology annotation, molecular function: oxidoreductase activity. The coding region runs from base 1 to 1209 and encodes 402 amino acids. The transcript is spliced from 3 exons.